AUGGCUGAGCUAGUCGUGCCUCUGACCCCGCUCAUUCCAUCGCCCCCUCCUCUGACGGAACCCACAUCAACGAGCAACAACGAGGUACAUGCCAACCCGACCAUGACCUUUCUCGCAGCUGCUCAACGCGUCGGCUGCACCGUGCACCCGGCCGUGCGUUUCGACGCUGAUCGUAAGCGACCCGCCGCCCAUCUCGUUGCCUUGUCAGGCCUCUCAGAUCCCACCCACGCGCUAUGCUUGAGCGUCGACACACAGCCUCUCACAGCCUGUGCUUCAUUUCAUCUCGAUCUGGUUGCAGCCCCGUUUCACUGCCAUGUUGACGCUGAUGUGCCCAAAGACACGCUCAUGUUCGCACUACCCCUACAUUUGGUGCUCACGCCCGAUCCCGGGACUGAUCUGCCAAACGCCGGCAAACACGCUGGCCUCGUGCUGACCCUUGCCCAAAGAUUGCAUUGUCAGCACGAUGGCCACUCGCACCUUUCCUCCCUAUCACAUAUUCGCCCAGAGCCCGAGCCCGAGCCACCCUCCAAGAAGACGCCCGAAAGUGACUUUUGGCGCCAGUAUCUUGCCGCUGCCGCGGUUCCUGAUGCCGCCCUCUACUGGGAUGAGGCGCGGGUACAUGCAUUGCGUGGCACAAAUCUUGCCGCCAGCUUGCCCACUCAGCAGGCCGAGUUGGCUCGCCAGCUUGCUGCCCUUCAUGCCAGUGACUAUGCCCAGCGUCACCAGAUUCCCGUCACCACCCUUCGCCACGCCCAUCAACUCGUGCUUUCCCGUGCCUUUGCGCGCGAUUCGCUCCCGCCCUUGCCAGCCUCUUUUGCCUCUCACGCCGCCUACCUUCUCCCCAUCUUUGACGCGCUCAACCAUUCCCACACCCUGGUAAAUUUGCGCUUUGUCCUUGAAGAUCAGGCCCUCGGCUUUCGGACCACCCAACCCGUACCCCGAGGCGGCCGCCUCUACAACACCUACGGAGACCGAACGAAUGAGGAACUGCUAUGCUCCUACGGCUUUGAACUUGCAGAACCCAGCUGCGAUGCCGUCACUUUAGCCCUCGUCCUACCGGACAUCCCGCCCGCGUCUGCCGCCUGGCUCGCCCAACACUUGCCCCGUGAUUGGGUCACCGAACCUCUGGCCGCUGACAAACUGCGCCUUCGCGCAGUUCUGCGGUCUGACAACUGGGCCUGGCUCAUUCUUGCCAUCCUCAUCAGCGAAGGAUUGGAUUUGGACGGCCCCCUUGAUAGUUGCCAGAUACAACCGCUUCUGCAAGGCCUGCCCCACGAGUUUGUCAAAGCCGGCGUGGCGCCGCUUCUCCAACGGCUAGCGGCUUUGGCACAAUGCACCUCAGCUCCCGCCACCGGUGCCCCAGGCCACCUUUACGUCACCGGUGUUCAGCGCAUUUGCGCCCACAUUCAGCAACAAGCCACAGCCCUGUUAGCACAAUGCACCGAUGACUCUGAUUAG
Molecule: messenger RNA, 1458 nt
Organism: Monosiga brevicollis MX1
Lineage: Eukaryota; Choanoflagellata; Craspedida; Salpingoecidae
Exons: 1
Coding region: 1-1458 (485 amino acids)
Biological process (GO): peptidyl-lysine monomethylation
Cellular component (GO): nucleus
Molecular function (GO): protein-lysine N-methyltransferase activity
Source: RefSeq, a predicted model, not a curated record